CAAUCUUCGCUAAUCUGCCAACCCCAUUAUCUACGAGAAACUGCAUACCCUCGAUCGUUUAAGGUCAUUCACAGCCCACCCUACAAACUCAAGCUGCCUGACUAAUCCAUACUCCCUGUAAAUUCAUCCCUCUUGUAUAGAAUGGACGCUUCAGAUCUCGACUCGGGCCUCUUCGGCAUCUCCCUGUCUGACUCAUCCGACGGGGAGGAAACCCUGAACAGCCAAAAGCCCAAUGGGAGGAACAAAGCAGACCGAACGGGGCAGUCGGAAGCCGAAUUCCAGGCCGUGAGGAAAGCCUAUGCGGUCAAAGUCGAGAACGGAGAGAUAUGGAAAACCGUUGAGUUGCCCUUAGAUGGUGAUGGCGCUAAGAUCGCGAAGCCGCAGGCUCAGGCGCUACUGCAUGCUGUCGAGGAGUUGUAUUUCUUCAGACGGUAUGAGGAAGCGGCGAAGUUCGUAGGCAGAGUCCUGGGCGGGGAUGGGAAGAGUGGUAGCGAUGAUGGGCUUGAUGAAGAUACCAGGAAGCUGUUAAGACACUACGAGACCAAGUGUGCUGAAAAGGUUCGAAUCGUGACGGCCAUAGAAAAUAAAAAUAGUCAAUGACGCAGCAU
Molecule: messenger RNA, 608 nt
Organism: Pseudomassariella vexata
Lineage: Eukaryota; Fungi; Ascomycota; Sordariomycetes; Amphisphaeriales; Pseudomassariaceae
Exons: 2
Coding region: 142-600 (152 amino acids)
Source: RefSeq, a predicted model, not a curated record